Messenger RNA from Colletotrichum abscissum, 1197 nucleotides. Its product is annotated as methyltransferase. NCBI's taxonomy places the organism in Eukaryota, Fungi, Ascomycota, Sordariomycetes, Glomerellales, Glomerellaceae. Bases 1 to 1197 code for a protein of 398 amino acids. Gene Ontology annotation, molecular function: methyltransferase activity. The transcript is spliced from 3 exons. The record is from RefSeq and is a predicted model, not a curated record.
AUGACGUCGCGUCCGUCAACUACCGGCGGUUCCAGUACCGCGGACUCGGGACCGGCCACCGGGACCCCCUCUAGUGCCGGUCCAGUCCAAACACCAACCCCUUUGACUAGCAGUACGGGAGCGACGACACCUCCCCGUGCCGUAGCACCGACCAGUAUCCAGUAUUUGCUUAAUCCGGCGGCAGAUCAGACCUUGACGCCGCUCCAAGUCGACACCGAUAUUACAAACCCUGGCGAGGAUCAUGACUCGGCCUACGGCUCCGAUGCUGGCAGUGCUUACACGGCCUCCAUAGCAUCCUCCAUCUUCCACUAUCAGUACGAGAACGGGCGGCGAUACCACGCCUACCGCGAGGGGCAAUACGUGCUUCCCAAUGACGAUCAAGAGCAAGAACGACUCGACCUGCAGCACCACAUCUGGCGUCUCCUCCUCGGAGGCCAGCUUUACACCGCGCCACUCCCCACACCAGAGGAUCCGGCGGCCUCUGGUAUGAGGAUCCUCGAUCUCGGUACAGGAACGGGAAUAUGGGCCAUAGAGAUGGCAGAUGAAUUUCCCACGGCUGACGUAUACGGUGUCGAUCUCUCGCCCAUUCAACCGGAAUGGGUUCCCACGAACUGCAAAUUCCAUGUCGAUGAUUACGAGGAUGAGUGGACAUACCGUGAGGAGGAGCACUUCGACUAUAUUCACGGCCGCGCGCUCAGCGGAACGUCCUCUGAUUGGGCAAGAUUUUACGACCGUGUCAUGGGUGGCUUGAAGCCAGGCGGAUGGGUUGAAAUGCAAGAGUACGAUGCAUGGAUCUUCAGCGACGACGAUAGCUAUGAGAGAGCGCCCUGGACGAAGGAGUGGGUGACCAAGCUAGACGAGGCAAGCAAAAUGUACGGGAAGCAAAUCAACGUGGCGAGAUACCACAAACAGUGGAUGAUUGAUGCCGGCUUCGAGGAUGUCCAGGAACUUGUUUACAGAAUACCCAUCGGUCCAUGGGCGAAAGACCCGGCAUUGAAGGAGCUUGGUCGCUGCGAACUUGUCCAUAUGCAGAUGUCUGUCGACUCUCACACUCCGGCCUUGUUCACGAGAGUACUGAACUACUCGCACGACCAAGCCAGAGUGCUUAUGGAGGGUGUCAAGCGAGAGUUCCGUAGCAAGGACUACAGGCUUAUCACAAGCUAUCGGUUUGUCACCGGAAGAAAACCGAUGGCAUGA